CAUGAAGAAGACUGUUCAAAGUCAACAGGAAAUGGCGUAUCGAAUUUCAAAUUUACAGAGAGUAGAAAUGGAGAAAAGUCAAGCAGAACAAGACAAGCAGUUUCUUUUAGUUGAAAACACCCGUCUUCGUGCAUGCCUGGAAGAAUCAGGCUACUUACGCAAUUAUUUGCAGGAAUACUAUAAAGUUUUGCAAGACACACAGUUAGAGUUACAGAGGGAAACUGAGAAAAACAGACAUGUCAAUGAGUUAUUGUCGACUAAUGGCCACCGUUUAGAGAAUAUGGCAGCAAAUUUACGGAAUUACCGUUCUGCAGCAGAGAACUACAGGAGAUUGCUGGAAGAGAAAAAAGAAUGUGUACAUGGGCUCCAACAGCAGGUAGAUCAGCUAACUUUUAAAAAUGAAAAGUUAACAGAGGAACGUGACAAAUAUCACCAGGAAAGCUUUGAACUAAAUGACAGAUGCCAACGUUUGAAUGAAGAGCUAGAACAGACAAGAAAUGAAAGCAGAGAACUGAGGGAGCAAGUUGAUGCUGCUGAUGGUACAAUUGAAAAUAGAUCAUUCCCAAAUCAAGGUCAUUUUCCAAAUCUUUUUACUAGUACUCCAGCAAGUACAGGUAAGUGA
Saccostrea echinata is the source of this 622-nucleotide messenger RNA. RefSeq lists its product as uncharacterized. The transcript has 6 exons. The coding region runs from base 2 to 622 and encodes 206 amino acids. NCBI's taxonomy places the organism in Eukaryota, Metazoa, Mollusca, Bivalvia, Ostreida, Ostreidae. The record is from RefSeq and is a predicted model, not a curated record.